GGGCCUAGCCCACAGUCGCUCGGAGAUCGGCGAGGAAAUCGCUCGAAACGGACAAGUGGACUCGUUGCCUCAUAUGGUGAAAUAGCAAACAUAGUUUCCAGAACCACCUACCACCCAAUAUUUUCUAAAACACCGGCGUCAAUUGAAGGCAAAAAGGCUGCAGUUAAUUUCACAACAAUAUUACCGACGGCUCUCAAGUGAUUCGAGGACUUAUAUAAGGCGCAGAUAAUGGCUGGAAGAAUUACAAUCAACGGCACUAGCCAUGAAGUUAAUCUGGCUGCUAUGCCGGCGGAUAUCUCGCUGAACACCUUCAUCCGGGAGUACGCCGGUCUGACGGGCACCAAGUUCAUGUGUCAGGAGGGCGGAUGCGGCGUCUGCGUCUGCACCCUGAGCGGACUGCAUCCGGACACCGGGGAGCCGCGCACCUGGGCGGUCAACUCGUGUCUCACCCUGCUGAACACCUGCCUGGGCCUGGAGGUGACCACCACGGAGGGAUUGGGCAACAAGCGGACCGGCUACCAUGCCAUCCAGCAGCGACUGGCCAAGAUGAACGGCACCCAGUGCGGCUACUGCUCGCCGGGAAUCGUGAUGAACAUGUACGGCCUGCUGAAGUCCAAGGGCGGCAAGGUGACCAUGGCGGAGGUGGAGAACUCCUUUGGCGGCAACAUCUGUCGCUGCACUGGCUAUCGCCCCAUCCUGGAUGCCAUGAAGUCCUUUGCGGUGGACAGCAACAUCCAGGUGCCGGCCGAGUGCAUUGACAUCGAGGAUCUGAGCACCAAGCAGUGCCCCAAGACAGGUCAAACUUGCUCGGGAAGCUGCAAGAAGCAGCAGCCCAAGGGCAGCCAACUGUAUCCGGAUGGCAGUCGCUGGAGCUGGCCAGAGAAUCUGGGGGAUCUGUUUGGCGCCCUGCAGGGAGCGGUCAAGGAGAAGUUACCCUACAUGCUGGUGGCUGGCAACACAGCUCAUGGAGUCUACAGACGUAGUCCCGACAUCAGGGCAUACAUCGAUGUGUCCGGCUUGGCGGAGCUCAAGGGUCACAGCCUGAGCUCGGAUAAGUCUUCCCUCACCCUGGGAGGCAACCUGAGCCUCAGCGAAACCAUGGAGCUGUGCCGCCAGUUGGAGAAGACCAAGGGCUUCGAGUACCUGUCCCAGGUGUGGCAACAUCUCGAUUGGAUCGCCAACGUUCCAGUGCGCAAUGCCGGCACCUUGGCUGGCAACCUGGCCAUCAAGCAUGCCCACCCGGAGUUCCCCUCGGAUGUGUUCAUCGUCCUGGAGGCCCUCGAUGCCCGUGUGAUUGUCCAGGAGGCGGUGGACAAGCAGGAGACUGUGAGCCUGGCCAGCUAUCUCGGAUCCUCCAUGGAGGGAAAGAUUAUUCGUGGCGUGGUGCUAUCUGCUUAUCCCAAGGAGCGUUUUGCAUUUGAUUCCUAUAAGAUCAUGCCCCGUGCCCAGAAUGCCCAUGCCUAUGUAAAUGCUGCCUUCCUCGUGGAAUUUUCUGGAGACUCCACGGUGAAGUCAUCUCGCAUUUGCUUUGGUGGAAUCCAUCCAGAAUUUGUGCAUGCCGCGGCCAUUGAGCAGUUGAUCCAGGAAAAGAAUCUUUUCGAGAAUGGAUUGGUGGAGAAGGCCUUCGAACAACUCUCCACGCUGCUCCAACCCGAUGCAGUCCUUCCAGAUGCCUCUCCAGCGUAUCGUCGCAAGUUGGCCUGCGGACUCUUCUACAAGUUCCUCUUGAAAACAGCAGCUGAGAGGAAGCAGGGCUUGGCCAGUCGAUUUGUGUCAGGAGGUUCUAUCCUCAAACGCCCCGUGUCCAGUGGCCAGCAGAGCUUCGAGACCUUCCAGGAGCACUACCCAGUGACCAAGGCCACGGAGAAGCACGAGGGUUUGAUCCAGUGCUCCGGUGAAGCCACCUACGCCAACGACUUACCCACCCAGCACAACCAGUUGUGGGCUGCCUUUGUGACCGCCAAGAAGGUGGGUGCCAAGGUGACCAAAGUGGAUCCGCAGCCAGCUCUGGAUCUGCCCGGUGUGGUGACCUACCUGGAUGCCAAGGACAUUCCGGGACCAAACUACAUUGGGCCCAAGGUCAGGGAUGAAUUCUUCUUUGCGCAGGAAGAGGAGCUCUUCGCCACCGGGGAGAUUAAAUUCUUUGGCCAGCCCGUGGGCCUGAUUCUAGCCACCUCCAAUUCUCUGGCCAAUCGGGCUGCAGAGUUGGUGAAGCUGAGCUACGAGGGAGGAGCAGAGGAGGUCCUGCCCAGCUUGAAGCAUGUGCUGGACAAGGUUGGAUCUGAGGCUGGCAGUAAUAAGAGAUUGGAGCAGAAGGUCAAGUCCACCAUCGAUGUCCUGGAGUUGGAGGAACCCUUCGAUGUGAGCUCUUCCGGUCAGCUGGACAUGGGUCUGCAGUACCACUACUACAUGGAACCCCAGACCACAGUGGUGCUGCCAUUUGAGGGUGGUUUGCAGGUGUACGCGGCCACCCAGUGGAUGGACCUCACCCAGGAUGUCAUCGCCAAUGUCCUGAAUGUCAAGAGCAACGAAGUCCAGGUGAAGACGCGUCGCAUUGGUGGCGGAUACGGUGGCAAGGCCACUAGAGGCAACUUGGCGGCCGCCGCAGCUGCUUUGGCUGCCCACAAACUAAACCGACCCAUUAGAUUCGUCCAAUCCCUGGAGUCCAUCAUGACUACACUGGGCAAGCGAUGGGCCUUCCACUGCGACUACGACUUCUUUGUCCAGAAAUCCGGAAAGAUCUCCGGCAUUGUGAACAGAUUCUAUGAGGAUGCUGGGUAUCUAUCCAACGAGUCUCCCAUUGGCCACACUGUGUUGCUCUCCAAGAAUUGCUACGAGUUCAGUGAUAACUACAAGCUGGAUGGCUUCCUGGUCUACACGGAUUCCCCCUCGAACACUCCCUGCCGUGCUCCUGGCUCCGUGGAAGGCAUCGCCAUGAUCGAGAACAUGAUCGAACACAUUGCCUUCGAAACCGGACUGGAUCCUGUGGAUGUGCGCUAUGCCAACAUGCUGCCGGCUCACAAGAUGGGAGAGAUGAUGCCCAGGUUCCUGGAGAGUACCAAGUACAAGGAACGCAGGGCGGCGGUGAUCGCCCACAACAAGGAGAACCGCUGGCACAAACGAGGAUUAGGACUGUGCAUCAUGGAGUACCAGAUUGGAUACUUUGGGCAGUUCCCCGCCACAGUGGCUAUUUACCACAGUGAUGGCACCGUGGUCGUCUCCCACGGAGGCAUUGAAAUGGGACAAGGCAUGAACACCAAGAUCUCGCAGGUGGUGGGUCACACUUUGGGCAUUCCCAUGGAGCAGGUGCGCAUCGAGGCCAGUGAUACCAUCAAUGGAGCCAACUCCAUGGUCACUGGAGGAGCGGUGGGUAGUGAAACCCUCUGCUUUGCCGUACGCAAGGCCUGCGAGACCCUCAACCAGCGGUUGGAACCUCUGAAGGAGGAGCUUAAGCCCCAGAAUUGGCAGGACCUCAUCACGGAGGCUUACAACAGGAAGAUCAACCUCAUAGCCAGCGAUCAGUGCAAACAGGGCGACAUGGAUCCCUACUCCGUGUGUGGCCUGUGCCUCACCGAAGUGGAGUUGGAUGUCCUGACGGGCAACUACAUUGUGGGUCGAGUAGACAUCCUGGAGGACACCGGCGAGAGUCUGAACCCCAAUGUGGACAUUGGCCAGAUCGAAGGCGCCUUCAUGAUGGGAUUGGGGUACUGGACCAGCGAACAAAUUGUGGCAGAUCCCCAGACAGGCGAGUGCCUCACGAACCGCACCUGGACGUAUAAGCCGCCAGGAGCAAAGGAUAUACCCACGGAUCUGCGCAUUGAGCUGCUGCCCAAGAGUCCUAAUAAGGCGGGCUUCAUGAGGUCCAAGGCCACUGGAGAACCAGCCAUCUGUCUGUCCAUCGCCGUGGCCUUUGCCCUGCAGCAGGCUCUACAAUCAGCUCGCGAUGACGCUGGCGUUCCAAAGGCCUGGGUGACCCUCGCCGCCCCGAUGACCCCCGAGUACCUGGUCCUCCACGCGGGUACCGAGCCCAGCCAGUUCAAGCUGAACUAAGAGGAAAUCCAGUUCCUGACCGUGGGACAUGGCACGUGGCCGCGAUGGGAACGCUCCGAUAAGCACGCCAAGAUAACCUGCACUUACACCCCCACUUAACCUGGACUCUAAACCCUAGACUAGCCGACAUUGUGUUGUGUGCACAAUAAAUUAAAAACUUAUCCAACGUUUAA
Molecule: messenger RNA, 4223 nt
Organism: Drosophila biarmipes
Lineage: Eukaryota; Metazoa; Arthropoda; Insecta; Diptera; Drosophilidae
Gene: AOX1
Exons: 6
Coding region: 229-4050 (1273 amino acids)
Molecular function (GO): oxidoreductase activity; 2 iron, 2 sulfur cluster binding; FAD binding
Source: RefSeq, a predicted model, not a curated record